CUCUCAUCCGGGACAUCAGGCGGAUGACGUCAAGGCGCCGAAAUAAACAACAGCGAUAACAGACCACAAUAACGAACGCGGUGUUAUUUUCAGAAAUAAUAACACAUUGAUGCGUUUUAUUAUCCAGCGCAGCUGUUUAUAACAGUAAGUCAGUGUGGAAACAACUGUUUGCAGCAAGAUGCAGGCGGCAGAGGACGCGCAGGGGUCGCUCGCGGAGCGCGUGGAGUCUCUGGGAGUGAGUGAACGGGAGAAAACCGCGGGAGAAGAGAAAACAGAAGAGACAACUGAAGCCCCAAAAGAGACUAUAACAGAGGAUUACGCGAAUGCAGAAGGAGACAAAGAACCCAUGAAUGCGGAGGAGCAGAGAGAGGGAGAGAUGAAUGGAGGCUGUGAAGGACAGCUGCAGCAGACGGAGGAGGACUGGGAGAUCCCUUACAGCGAUGAGGAGAUGGAGGACACGGAGAACUGGAUGCCCGCGCCCGAGGAGAUCAAGCGGCUGUAUGAGAUUCUGGCUAAAGGAGAGAUGCUGGAGCUGAAGUGGGAGCCGCUCCCACGCCGACCUCCGACCCCACCGUGCACCCCCUCACCUGAGAGAGACGGAGACGACUCGCAGGAGGCCAAAGAAGAUGAGAACCAGCACAAGGCCCUCACACCAACUGAAUUUGAUUUCGAUGAGGAACAGACUAUGGCAACUCCCAAAAACUCUUUUCUCAGUCGCCGAAGAACACCAGGUUCCUCUGGCCGCUCGUCGGUCAAGCGUGAGGCCCGGCUGGACAAAGUGCUGUCGGACAUGAAGCGGCACAGAAAAAUCGAGGAGCAGAUUCUAAGGACAGGUCGCGAUCUUUUUAAAAGCGAUAAAGCACGGGCGGGGCCUGUGGUGGAAAAGCCCUUAUCACCCAACAGUCAGCGAGAGCGGGAAAAAGAGCGAGAGCGAGACAGCGACCCCAGCACUGUCUUCAGUCCCAGACAGAGGAGAUACUGAGGGAAACAACAGACUGCUUGAGUGAAUGCCUGGCUUUUUAGGGUUUAUACCCGAAACCGUCAUAAUUCAUCUUUUGCAUUGAUGCUACAAAUGAGAUGCUACUAUUUUACUGAUGAUGUCUUUUUUUAUUCAGACUUUUUUUUUCUAUGUGAAUAAAUAAAUGAAUGCCUAGC
This is a messenger RNA of Cyprinus carpio (common carp), 1155 nucleotides long. It is a transcript of the gene pagr1, whose product is annotated as PAXIP1 associated glutamate-rich protein 1. NCBI's taxonomy places the organism in Eukaryota, Metazoa, Chordata, Actinopteri, Cypriniformes, Cyprinidae. The record is from RefSeq and is a predicted model, not a curated record.